Molecule: messenger RNA, 465 nt
Organism: Aureobasidium pullulans EXF-150
Lineage: Eukaryota; Fungi; Ascomycota; Dothideomycetes; Dothideales; Saccotheciaceae
Exons: 1
Coding region: 94-393 (99 amino acids)
Source: RefSeq, a predicted model, not a curated record
UGCAUUUGUCUGAAUUGAAAGCCAUCAACAUUGCUUGCAUUUCUGCCUUCUUCGCAGAAUACAUUCGUUCGCACAGGACAAGUCAAGAUCUUCAUGGCCACUUGCGUCCAUACAUUGACCCUCUUCCUCUUCUCUCCUCUUCUCUCCUCUUCUCUCCUCUUCUCUCCUCUUCUCUCCUCUUCCCCUUUGCCUCUUCCACCUCAGAAAGUGCUGGUCGCAAAACUCGAGAAACAUGUUUCGGAAUUGCGAUGCAUCAGUAUGUCAUCCCCCUGUGUGUCGUGCGACGCAGAAGGGGGUUGCAGAGUACCAGAAAGUCUGUUGGUGUCACAAGAGAAACCAGCUCAAGUGACAAACGCUCAGACAUCUGCAUCUCUGACAAAGAAAAUAAAGUAAAAACCAGAAAAACGCAUUGGCAAUGGCAAUCGUAAAUGGCGGGGCGUGUGUCGUAAUGAACGUGACUCGUCA